GAGGAGGAGCUGUGAGGAGCUGUUUAAUAAAUUUAUAUGUCUUGAUAUCAACACAACAAACCCCUCUCUGCGUGGAGCAGUGAUCAGCUGAUCGACCCGUUCAGCUUCAUAUCUUGAUCAAUGUUCCUCUUUCGAAACUUAAAGCGUUAUUGCUUUUUAAAGCUAUUUUUUAAAAGUUAAAGACAAACUUAUUUUUAAAGGAGGCAAGUGACGUCACGAUCAAACAUCAGUUGAAAGUUUUGCGUGAUAUUUUCUGCAACUGGACAAAUAUUAUUUCUACUGUGAUGUUUCAACUCAGCAUCUGACUGAAGAAGCUCACCUUAGACCGGAAGGAGAUGGAGGUUUCUGCCUUUGGAGCAGCCUCCAGGUUUCACAUCGACUCCCUGCUCUCCCUCAGGCCGCCCCCUGCGCUCCUCACCCGGGCAGACCCUCCGGAGCUCAGCCCGGGCAGCAGCAGCAGCAGCAGCGGAUGCUCAGCGCCUCCUUCCCCGCGCAGAGAGCCUGUUCCCCGGCUGGAGUCUGCUCUGCUGCCCAGUCACCUCCAUCCCCGCAGCGUCAACUCCUCUUUUCUGAUCCGGGAUAUUUUAGCGGACUGUCAAUCCUAUUCUGACCCACCACAGAUCUACUCUGAGCCGGGACAGCUCUAUGCCUACCCGGGACAGCCUGAGCUUGAACCCGAGCCGUUCCAAUCCGGACCGGAAGAAGAGUAUCAGGAUAAAAGUCACAGCAGCUCGUCUUCUGACAGUGAGUGCAGAGUACAGGGCGGGGCCUCGGACCCUGCAGUGUGUCGUCUGAAGAAACCCCGUAAAGCUCGGACGGCCUUCAGCGACCAGCAGCUGUCCAGGCUGGAGAGAAGCUUCCAGAAACAGAAAUAUCUGAGCGUCCAGGACCGCAUGGAGCUGGCUGCUUCACUGCAGCUGAGCGACACCCAGGUCAAAACCUGGUAUCAGAACAGGAGAACAAAGUGGAAGCGUCAGUCGGCUGUUGGUUUGGAGCUUCUGGCUGAAGCUGGCAGGAUGUUCCUACCUAAUCACUUCCUGUACCCUCCCGCCCAACCCACAAUGGACAUGUACCUGUACAGGAACCACACUCACCACCACUUAGCUCCACCUCUGCUCCCGCGGGUCCUGACCCACACUGAACCACACCCCCUCUGACAGCUGGGCAUUGGAAGACUGGUUCUCUCUGGAUGACAUACUGACUGCAGGAACUUUAUGAAAAAUGUUUUCUCUGUAUCAGUUCUUGGAACUACAUGUGUGCUCUGCUCAGGAAGUGACACUAAAUCCAAGAUUAGGAGGCAAUGAUUUCCAUUGUGAUUUACCAAAAGGAUGGGACAUUAACAAAAACAAGGAAGACUCAGAAGAAGGAAAACAAUAGAGAUUUGUUGGUCCACAGAUUUCUGCAGCACACAGCCAGAAAAACUGGAAAAACUACAACUCCAUCAUUUCUACCAGUAGUAAUAACAGAAAUGUAUCCGUGAUAUAAGGACAACGGUUACAGAAAUGCGAGCAGUCAAAAAGUCAGAAACAUAGACUGUAAUGGAGGCAGCAUCCGAGUCUGAAUGUGAAGCCAGUGUGGAUGUGCCUAAAAACUGCAUUCCUUCUAAAGGGCCGGCAGGGACCUGAUUGCAUAGAAAUCUAUGAGGAAGUCUUUUUUUUACUUGAUUUAUUACCUCAGUAAACACUACCCCGAGUACACUCUCUCAAUCACUAGUUUUGUCUUUUUCCAAAAACAGCAUCAGCAUUGAGUAAAUCAUGGUCCCAUUUGGAGUUCAACACCAGGGUAUAUAUUUUAUAGGGCGUGGUUACUUAUGGCGGACAGAUCACUACCCCCGGAGACCAGAACGGUUUUUUGCUACUAUUAAAAAUCACCCUUAAGAGUUUGCCUUUUUGUUUUAUGAUGGAUGUAGCGUGCCCUUAUUGGCAUCCAAAAUUAUUUAACUACUAUGAAAUAUUGUUGCACAUGGCUAGCCAGUUAGCACUAGCUUGAGCUGAUCAUUUUUGUUUACUUGUGUCAUUGCUCUUCUUCAGCCCCACAUAUGUUCACUUCUGUCUCCAAAAAAACAAGACUCAAAAGGCAAAAAUGCCACAAAUCGAGGCUUAAAAAACAGUUUACAAACCAUCGGGUAACCUCUGUGUGGCCAUGUCCACUUCUUAAUUAAAGUCUAUGAAUCACACAAACUGUUAUUUGGAGCUUUUGGCUGUUUUGAAUGUCUGUAUAGAGGAAUAUUUCUUUUUUUUUCUUCAAUAAAUAUGCAAAUAAUUCUUAUUUUUGCUAUGGUAUUCUUUAU
Labrus bergylta (ballan wrasse) is the source of this 2290-nucleotide messenger RNA. RefSeq names its product BarH-like homeobox 1a (gene barhl1a). Gene Ontology annotation, molecular function: DNA binding; DNA-binding transcription factor activity, RNA polymerase II-specific. Gene Ontology annotation, biological process: regulation of DNA-templated transcription. The record is from RefSeq and is a predicted model, not a curated record. Lineage: Eukaryota; Metazoa; Chordata; Actinopteri; Labriformes; Labridae.